GCAUCACGAUUUUCAAUAUUAUGAACAGGAAUUAUGUUUAACGGAUUUUGAAUUAAAUUCAAGUAAAAUAUGGAUUAUGAGAGGGGAGAAGAAAAGCAAGAUACUACUGUAACAGAUCAUACGAAUAUAAAUACGACUUCGGCAAACGAAGAUGACUCAGAUGAUUAUGAAGAUUUCCCUUGUCCAAACGAUUAUCAACGUACAACUAGACAACCAGAAUAUGGUAGAGGAACUGGAAAUCGAAUAGAUGAAAUGUCUAGACCUACAAAACGAAGACUUUUGGCUUUAUACGAACAAUAUGGACGGUCAUUAUCACCAAACAGGCUGAGAAAUGUGAAACAAAUGCUUGAAGAAAUGUUUUGCAUGACUCCAGAACAAACAGAAAAAUACUUUCAAGAAUUACGAGAAGAAGCGGAGAAUCGAAAACGUUUACGAAAACUACGACGCAAAGAACAUUUACGGUACAAGAAACAAAAAUCUCGCGAACGAAAAGCAAAAGUUCGUUUGAAGGUAAUUUGUAUUUUACGUGAUUGUAUGAUUAAAGCGUACAACACACCCAUGCAGAUUUUGAUGAGCGAACGAUUACGCCAAGUAUCGAAUGUGUGUUUAGCACAACUUUGUGAUAUUCUAUGUAGGAAAAUUCCUGACAGAGAUUCACAAGAUCGAGUCUCACGUUUAUUGAUAGCAUUCGCCGAUUGGAUGGCAUAUUGGAUUGAAGCGAUUGCAUACGAUUUAGAAACGUAUAAAUUAGAUGAUGAUAAUGUGAGCGCUGUUGAUGUAGUUGAAAGCCCAGGAAAAGUUAAAAAUAAUUUUGAUUCGGAUCCAGCUUACAAUAAAUUUGAUACAGAUAGAAUAGAUAUCACUUCUUUAACUGAUUAAAGGGUCAAAAAUGUUUGUGUUUUUUUGUAACA
Molecule: messenger RNA, 911 nt
Organism: Chrysoperla carnea
Lineage: Eukaryota; Metazoa; Arthropoda; Insecta; Neuroptera; Chrysopidae
Exons: 3
Coding region: 70-879 (269 amino acids)
Source: RefSeq, a predicted model, not a curated record